CCGCAUUUUACUGGAGGCUGCACUUCCGGCAGCAACGGCGGGAAUCGGGCUGCUGGCUGGCGUCUAGGCCUCGGUGGAAGGGAAUCCGGCGGGGAUCUGGGCCAUCAGAACCGCCAACAUGACGGUGGGCAAGAGCAGCAAGAUGCUGCAGCACAUCGACUACAGGAUGAGGUGCAUCCUGCAGGACGGCCGCAUCUUCAUCGGCACCUUUAAGGCUUUUGACAAGCACAUGAAUUUGAUCCUCUGUGACUGUGAUGAGUUCAGGAAGAUCAAGCCGAAGAACUCCAAACAGGCAGAAAGGGAAGAGAAGCGAGUCCUCGGCCUGGUGCUGCUGCGAGGGGAGAACCUGGUCUCCAUGACAGUAGAGGGUCCUCCUCCCAAAGAUACUGGCAUUGCCCGAGUACCACUUGCUGGAGCUGCUGGGGGCCCAGGGAUUGGCAGGGCUGCUGGCAGAGGAAUCCCAGCUGGUGUUCCCAUGCCUCAGGCUCCUGCAGGUCUUGCUGGCCCAGUCCGUGGGGUUGGUGGGCCAUCCCAACAGGUGAUGACCCCUCAAGGAAGAGGCACUGUUGCAGCCGCUGCAGCAGCUGCCACAGCUAGUAUUGCAGGGGCCCCCACCCAGUACCCGCCUGGCCGUGCGGGUCCUCCCCCACCCAUGGGCCGAGGUGCACCUCCUCCAGGCAUGAUGGGCCCACCUCCUGGUAUGAGGCCUCCUAUGGGUCCCCCAAUGGGAAUUCCCCCUGGACGAGGAACUCCAAUGGGCAUGCCCCCUCCAGGGAUGCGGCCCCCUCCCCCUGGGAUGCGAGGCCUCCUUUGACCUUUGCCACAGAGUUAUGGAAGUAGAUCCACAGAGGCGUGGGCCCGAUCCCCCAGGGCCACGUUACCACAGACCUGUUUGUUUGUAAUGCUGUUGUUCGCGGAGUCUCACCGGAUUGUCUGGUUUCCCUUACAGGGCCCCCUCCCCCGGGAAUGCGCCCACCAAGGCCCUAGACUCAUCUUGGCCCUCCUCAGCUCCCUGCCUGUGUCCUGUAAGGCUGUACAUAGUCCUUUUAUUUCCUUGUGGCCUAUGAAACUGGUUUAUAAUAAACUCUUAAGAGAAUAUCUUAAAUGCACCUGAUGUAUCUAUUUGUUUUUAGAAAAAAUCUCUGAUAUAUUGGGUGCUUAAGAGUCAAGAGGGUUGCCUUGGAAAAAUUGCCCUAAUCUUAGCUGCUUCCCUAUAAAAUAUUUUACUACACAUUUGAUCUGAUAUACAGCCUCAUAUAAUAGAAUUAUAAAAUUGAACUGCAAUAAAACAUUUUCAUCUAUCAAAAUCAGUUUGUUGAAAUAAACACAUACAAUUGUUGGU
Messenger RNA from Lepus europaeus (European hare), 1342 nucleotides. RefSeq names its product small nuclear ribonucleoprotein polypeptides B and B1 (gene SNRPB). The coding region runs from base 119 to 814 and encodes 231 amino acids. Gene Ontology annotation, molecular function: RNA binding. Gene Ontology annotation, biological process: mRNA splicing, via spliceosome. Gene Ontology annotation, cellular component: U4 snRNP; catalytic step 2 spliceosome; U2-type prespliceosome. The record is from RefSeq and is a predicted model, not a curated record. Lineage: Eukaryota; Metazoa; Chordata; Mammalia; Lagomorpha; Leporidae. The transcript has 7 exons.